AACCCACGUGGAUCUUUAUACUGAGAAAGAAUAAUCGCACAAGUUGUAUCAGACGCGCAAAAAAAAAAUAUAAAAACAACUUUUUCCGUUUUUAAAAUACAAACUGGCAUUUAAACACUGCCUUUGUGACUAUAUGAAUGUCAGUAUUAUAAACAUUGGCAUUCAGACAGCCUACAGACCAGUCGAGAAGCGGACGUUUUGUGUAAAAUAGCUGUUUAUUCUGUGCCAAGGAUAAUUAAAGUAGUGGAUCAACAUAACCGGAUAACUGAGGAAAUAAACAAUUUAAAAUUUAUUAAAUAUGACGAACACCGCGGUGAUUACUGUAGUGGCGACACUAAUCGCUCAUGCAAUUUGCGCCCCAGCCGAGGUCAAAGGAAGCGCCGCCGAUAGGAGUUCGAACACAAUCAGGAGUUCGAACACAAUCAGGAGCCCGGCUAAUCUAUCCAUCCAAGAGCUGAGCUACCUACUGCGAGUUAGGAGCGGCAUCGACACGCCUAAAGUCAACCCGAUAUAUCUAACUCCGUGCGCCAGAGCCAUACUUGGAUGCUGCAAAGAUAACGUCAUGGACGGAGACUGCUCGGAAGCUCUGAAAUGCGGAGCUUACUUCUUCGACGUAAAUCCCUGUGACGUGAAGUUUAUACAAACCGCUUUGGAAUCGGCGAAGGAGUUCUAUGAACAGUUCGACAGCACCAAUAUUAAUUAAUGAACGAAUUUAAAAAAAAUAUGAUAGUAAUUGAAAGACUGCGUAGUUUUUAAAAUUAUUUAUAAAUAUUUUUGAUAAGUAAAUGUAAUUUGAUUAAAUUAUUUUAGAUGUAAUAUUAUAUUUAUGUCUCUACAUUUUUCAAAUCCUCUAAUCAGAAUUGAUGAGUAAAUAAUCAUUAGUGUUAAGCAACUGCGAACCUUGACUUUUUCUAACGACAAAUGAACCUUGAAAGAAUGACAAAUUUUACAAUGCGUUGUUUAUUUAACCAUUUAACACUUAAUGCAUCUUAUGCUGAUAUAUCACAUUGUGGACAACACAUUAAUUUAAAAUAAAUGAAAAUUCUUAAUUGUUACUUACUUGUCCUAAUUUCACCGCGAAAAAGGAAGGAACUAAUUAAGUACGUAAUUGAUAACAUGAAUUAUUUUUUAAUUA
Chilo suppressalis (striped riceborer) is the source of this 1135-nucleotide messenger RNA. Lineage: Eukaryota; Metazoa; Arthropoda; Insecta; Lepidoptera; Crambidae. The record is from the annotation of a GenBank genome assembly.